Brettanomyces bruxellensis is the source of this 861-nucleotide messenger RNA. RefSeq lists its product as uncharacterized. The record is from RefSeq and is a predicted model, not a curated record. Bases 1 to 861 code for a protein of 286 amino acids. Lineage: Eukaryota; Fungi; Ascomycota; Pichiomycetes; Pichiales; Pichiaceae. The transcript has a single exon.
AUGGCAGCCGGACCUACCACAGUCUCACUCUCAGAGAUUGGAAGAUAUUUAAUGUACACUUUGUUUAUUGCAGCCAUGUUUAUUCUUUUGCUUCCAUCCUCAAAUGAUUUUGCUAAGAUUGGUGUUGCAUUGUAUACAGGAAUUUAUUCUGUGAUUCUUGCCCUUUAUUCGAUCCCUCUAUUUUUCAAGUCGGUAAUGAUUUCGGAAACAUCCGGGACUUCAAAUUUUCGAAAUGAAGGAGCUCUCUACACAAUUCUAAACUUUGUGCCUAACAUGAUUAUAGCAACUGUGAAUUUUAUAUCUAAUAUUACAGGAAGGAUUCUGGCUGCUACUAGACUUAGAAAAUCGUCUCAGGUUAAUACUCUCGUUGCUUCUUACGGCAUGGUCUCUUUAGCAAAAGUGGUCUUAUUUGUAAGUUUUGCGCUGAUAACUAAUGAUGAUGACAGUUCCGUUCACGUGAAAGCAUUUUUAGACUAUUUAGCUGUUAAUAUGAUUUUUCACCGUCUUAUAAUGAAUGCCGACGCUUCCAUGAAGGGCAGGGGUAUUGAACAAAUUUCUAUUAUGGACGGAUUAAAAAGUUUCUUCCAAAAGCACACGAGAAACGCCAAAUAUGAAAGCGCAAGGAUGCGAUUGAGGAGGACAAUUCUUUUUGUUCUGACCCUAAUUCUCUCAUUCUCAUUCAUAUUUUCCACGUUCCAGAUAUACUCCAGUACCACUAAAGAGUCCAGCUUACUAAAAGGAUUCUUGCCAAAGCUUUUUAUCUUAACCGAUAUCGAAUUUUUAAAGACGCUAAGCUUUGAAUUCGGUGGCAUUGACACAACGUUUAUAAAUGAUUGUGAUGACAGCCACUCAAAGGUUUGA